Molecule: messenger RNA, 1119 nt
Organism: Arachis duranensis
Lineage: Eukaryota; Viridiplantae; Streptophyta; Magnoliopsida; Fabales; Fabaceae
Exons: 1
Coding region: 1-1119 (372 amino acids)
Source: RefSeq, a predicted model, not a curated record
AUGGGCGUUGAACACCCAAACAAGGGAGGUCAGCCACUCACGGAUAACAACCCUCCUAAGCAAGCUAGUAAUCCCCAUUCCAACAUACAUGGCAUUCGGCCUCCAUCAACCAAGGGUGAUAAUUAUAAGGCUAAGAUACCAUUUCCUCAUAAACUCUGUCAAGAGGAAAAGGAUAAACAGUUUGCUCGUUUUGUGGAGUAUCUCAGAACAUUAGAGAUAAAGAUCCCUUUUACAGAAGCUCUUGAACAGAUACCUUCUUAUGCAAAGUUCAUGAAGGACAUUCUAAGGAGUGCAGUGCAAAUAGUCCUCCUCACUGAGGAGUGCAGUGCAAUCAUUCAAAACAGCUUACCAGAGCAGCUUAAAGAUCCUAGAAGCUUUAUGAUACCAUGCACUCUAGGUGAUGCUUGUACAAGGACAACUUUAUGUGACCUUAGGACAAGCAUCAACCUAAUACCUGCUUCUUUAAUAAAGAAACUCUAUUUGACUGAUGAAGCCAAACCAACCCGCAUGUGCCUUCAACUUGCUGAUGGUUCUAUUAAGAUACCAUCAGGAGUAAUAGAGGACAUGAUUGUCAGGGUUGAACCCUUUGCCUUUCCCACUGACUUUGUGGUAUUGGACACGGAGGGGCACAAGAGUGCAUCCCUUUUCCUAGGAAGACCUUUCAUAGUUACAAGAUGGACCCUCAUUGAUGUUGAAAAAUGGGAAGUAACCCUAAGAGUCAACAAGGAAAAGUUCAUCCUAAAUGCUGUCAAAGCUAUACAACAUCCAUACAUUCUUGAGGAAUAUAUGAGCAUUGACCUCAUUGAUUCCCUGGUGGAAGAGGUGAACAUGGCUGAAAUGUUCAAGGACAGGCUUGAUGAUAUCUUUGAUGAUACUCAGCCUGAUUCAGAGGAACCUCUGGAAACCUCUGAGGAAACGGAGAAGCCUCCAAAGCUUGAGCUUAAGCCAUUACCAUCCUCCAUGAAAUAUGCAUUUCUAAGAGAUGGAGAUACCUAUCCUAUGAUCAUAAGCUCUGUAUUAGAGCCACAGGAAGAAGAAGCACUAAUUCAAGUGCUUAAAACACAUAUGACCACCCUUAGGUGGACUAUAAGUGACCUUAUGGGUAUUAGGCCAGCCUGA